Molecule: messenger RNA, 1821 nt
Organism: Capsella rubella
Lineage: Eukaryota; Viridiplantae; Streptophyta; Magnoliopsida; Brassicales; Brassicaceae
Product: monogalactosyldiacylglycerol synthase 2, chloroplastic
Exons: 5
Coding region: 209-1639 (476 amino acids)
Biological process (GO): glycolipid biosynthetic process
Molecular function (GO): hexosyltransferase activity
Source: RefSeq, a predicted model, not a curated record
AACGAGUCUUCUCUGUUUCUCCCCUUCCAUGUUUCUCUCUCACAACAUCAACCCUUCACCCCUAAGCUCUCUCUCUCUCUCCUCGGAAAUUUUCUUCUUCUCCGGUGCCAACUCGCCGUGGGAAGGAGUUCUUUCCGGGAAAGUCUCCGUUUUGUUUCUCUCCUAAACAAGCACUCAGAGACUCGUCUCUUCCUCCUCCUUUAAUAAAAUGGCGACGACGGUCAUGUCCCUUGCAGAGAAAGUGCUCGAACGAGUCUACGGGACUUCCAAAUCCGCCGUUACGGUAGCUGCUGGCGACGGCGAAAUGACGACUCCACGUCAUACCCAUCAUCACAUUCACCGUGUUAAAAGCUACGACGACAGCGACGAUGAUUUUUGUCACAGCGAUGAGGAUGAAUCAGCAAUGGAGCUUGUCCAGAUCGGUGCUGAGAGGACCAAGAACGUCUUGAUCCUCAUGAGCGACACUGGAGGUGGUCACCGUGCCUCCGCUGAAGCCAUUCGUGACGCUUUCAAGAUCGAAUUCGGAGAUAAAUACAGGGUAAUUGUCAAGGACGUGUGGAAGGAAUACACAGGGUGGCCAUUGAAUGAUAUGGAGAGAUCGUACAAGUUCAUGGUGAAGCAUGUUCAGCUUUGGAAAGUUGCAUUUCACAGCACAUCUCCUAAAUGGAUCCACUCUUGUUAUCUAGCGGCCAUUGCUGCCUAUUACGCUAAGGAAGUCGAGGCUGGUUUGAUGGAGUAUAAACCGGAGAUUAUCAUUAGUGUUCAUCCUCUGAUGCAACAUAUUCCUUUAUGGGUUCUUAAAUGGCAAGAGCUACAGAAAAGAGUUCUCUUUGUCACCGUUAUUACUGAUCUCAACACUUGUCACCCUACUUGGUUUCAUCCAGGGGUGAAUAGGUGCUAUUGUCCAUCUCAAGAAGUGGCCAAAAGGGCGUUGACUGAUGGGCUCGAUGAGUCUCAAGUCCGUGUAUUUGGUUUACCUGUGAGGCCAUCUUUUGCACGAGCUGUUCUGGUGAAGGAUGAUCUAAGAAAGGAGCUUGAGAUGGAUCAAGAUCUUCGUGCUGUUCUACUGAUGGGAGGAGGAGAAGGUAUGGGUCCUGUGAAAGAAACAGCCAAAGCUCUUGAGGAAGCGUUGUAUGAUACAGAGAACAAGAAGCCCAUUGGGCAAAUGGUUGUUAUAUGUGGACGUAACAAGAAAUUGGCAUCUGCAUUGGAAGCCACUGAAUGGAAGAUUCCUGUUAAGGUUCGAGGAUUCGAGACUCAAAUGGAGAAAUGGAUGGGAGCUUGUGACUGUAUCAUCACAAAAGCUGGACCGGGAACAAUUGCUGAGUCGCUGAUUCGAUCACUACCAAUCAUCCUCAACGAUUACAUUCCCGGACAGGAAAAAGGGAAUGUGCCAUAUGUAGUGGAGAAUGGUGCAGGAGUGUUCACAAGAAGUCCCAAAGAGACAGCUAGAAUCGUUGGGGAAUGGUUUAGCACAAAGACAGAUGAGCUGGAAAAUACUUCAGGCAACGCACGUAAGCUAGCUCAGCCAGAGGCGGUCUUCGACAUUGUCAAAGACAUUGACGAGCUCUCGGAGCAACGAGGUCCUCUUGCUAAAGUAUCUUACACUCUUACCUCUUCCUUUGCCAGUUUAGUUUGAUGUCUCACAUGUCUCCCUUAUUAGCUCCUUCUUUGUUCUUUUUUUCUAUCCAUUUUUUUGUAUAAUUUAUUUGUUGAUUAAGUUGUAUGUAUUAUUUUAUAACAAAAGUAAGCAAAAAGGUUCAUGAUCUCUUUGCAACAUUGUUAGCUUAUUACCAAAAAAAUAUAAGAUUUAACGAGAGA